UGCUGUGUGCUUAAUAUAAAGCAAGUAUUUUCCUUCUCCGCUUCGGUCGUCAUUCCACUCACGCUCGAAGCUAUGCAACACCACCAACGUGACGGCAACACCAAUUACGAUACAACCAAUAACUAACUCUCCGUUGCCGGCUUGCAGGUGUGUGAACGCUCCAAACGGCAUGCGCAAGUUUUCUCUGCACAAGUAAGUAGUCGCAACAAGGUCAAUGUUCAGUUACGAACGGAGCGAGUGUGUGGCGUCUACCUUCCAUGGAGUGUUUAUCGAAGAUGACUGACCUACGUCAAUACACGAAGAAAUUUUUAAUCGAAUUCAUCGAAGUGUACAAAGCCCAUCCGGCCUUGUGGCAAAUACGAAACAGCGCCUAUAGGGACAAGGCAAAGAAGGCAGCAGCUUACGAACUUUUAGUAAACAAGUGUCGAGAAGUUGAACCCGACUGCGAUAAGGACACGAUUGUGAGAAAAAUCAAUUCAUUGCGAACUUGUUAUCGGAAGGAAUUUAAAAAGGUUCAGAGGUCCUUAAGGGCAGGAGCAGGGGAGGUGUACAAACCUAAACUGUGGUAUUACGAUCUACUUUCGUUUCUUAACGACGACCGAGAUGAUGAAACGCUCUCGUCGGGAGAUUCGUUUUAUUUCUUGGACGAGGAUGCUACUAAUGAUUUUUCUGGGGCACAAUCUGACCCAUUGACUUCUCACAGCGAAGCGCAAAGUGAAUCCGCUAGAAGUUCUCCAGCGUCGAUGUUUAUUCCGUCCAAUGCGUCCUCCCAGAAAAAGAAGCGCCGAAAGGAAGACCUGAGUGAAUCGUUCACGGAGCAACGCAUCGACGAAGAUGAAUUUGAUUUGUUGGGAAGGCUUUACGCCAACAAGCUGAGAAAAUUGGAAAGGGCUCAACGGAUUUAUGCCGAAAAAAUAAUUAACGAUGCUCUGUUCGAGGCCCAACUGGGUAGUCUGAAUCGCCAUUGUAGGCUAGUUACUGCAGAAUCUAGGAAUUACGAUAGGGAAAGUAUAGUUACUUGUAGGGAAGUUAAUAUGAAACCAGAAUAUCAGGAACCUGAAAUGGCUGACACAUCGUUCGUGGAUCCAUGAAAAGUAGACAUACGUAGCUCGUCAUCCAUGUGAUAAUACUAUUGGCUAAUAACUUUAAUGUUAAUAAAAUACUAAAACAAAA
Zophobas morio is the source of this 1173-nucleotide messenger RNA. RefSeq lists its product as uncharacterized. The record is from RefSeq and is a predicted model, not a curated record. The transcript is spliced from 2 exons. The coding region runs from base 258 to 1091 and encodes 277 amino acids. Lineage: Eukaryota; Metazoa; Arthropoda; Insecta; Coleoptera; Tenebrionidae.